AUCGGAGUCGUCUUUCCUAAACUCUGGUUUGAAUUCUCUGAUCACCACUCUAUAUAGUCUUCUAUAAUAAUACUACUUACACGCACAGAAACCGUUUCUUCUCCACCAAAAGAAACCUAUUGGGAUUUCCUUAGGGUUUUGAUCUGGAGUUUCAUCACCUUGUUUAAUUGCAGGCAGACGACGCAUAUUUUUGUAAAGGGAUUUUGUUUUUGAAAAAAACUGCAUUCGUGAUCACUUGAAGAAGCACAUGCAAGAACUGUGGUUAUGGGGCUUUUGGAAGAGAUUUCGGAAAGCCUUGAUUCCUGCGAGGCCAAGAAGAACGGGUUUAAGAGAUCGAUUUUUGCAGUUGUGAGCAAUUACAAGGAUUACGAGGAGUAUGUGGAGACGACCCAGAAGAAGUUUCGGGAAUGCUACUCGGAACUCGAGUCCCGGGAGAAAAAUCUGAACUCCGUUGAGGAAUCGGUGAGGCAGAGUUCCGAGGAGUUGAAGUUGUUGAGGGAACAUAUUGAGGAGAGGGUUCGGUGUAUUGAGGAUGAGGAGAAGAGGCUGGUUGGGUUGGCCGUGAAGGAGAAGGAAUGGGAGGAGGGCAAGGAGAAAUUGGUUGAGGAAUUGAAGGAAAAAGAGAGGGAAUUGAAUGAGAAAGAGGUUUUGAUCAAUGGGGUUUCUGAAAAAUUGGAGCUUGACAAGAAUGAGUUGGCGGCAUUGGAAAAGUUGGUGGAAGAGAGGCUUAGGGAGGCGGGGUUGGAGGAGGAGCAUAUUGAGGAGAGGAGGAAAGAGAUUAAAUUGAUUGAAGAUGGGAUUUUGAAGAAAGUAAACGAGCUUGAUGAUAGGGAGAGGAAAGUUAAGGAGCGCGAAAAGAUGAUUAGUUGUAAGGGAUUGGAGGAUUCUUUGAGGGCAGAUAGGGAAAGGGUAAUUGAGAUGAAGGAGAAAGAGGAGAAAUUGAUUAGACAGGAUCUUGAGUGGAAGGAGAAGGAGAUUGAUAAACUGUUAGCAUUCCAUCAUCAGCGCGUGAAAGAACUGGAUAUGAGGGAGGAACAAUUCGAAGUGAAAAAGAAAGAGUUGGACUUGAGAGAGAGGCAAUUUGAAUUGAAAGAGAAGGCAUACACAGAAAGAAAGGAAUUGUUGGAGAGAGGAAAUAAGGAAUUGGAGUUGAAAAGGAGGGAAUUAGAAUGUAGGGUUAAGAAUCUAAAAGAUUUCGAAAUGAUUGAGAAAAAUUUGGGCGCAAAACAGAUAGAACUUGAGGAUGCGGAAAGGAGUUUGAAGGAGUGCUUGUUCCAAAAGAAGCAAUGCCAGUCUGAGAAAGAGUUGCUAGAAGAUGAAAUUAAGGAACUGAAAGCGAAAAGAAAGGAAUUUGAAGAUAGGAUUACGGGUUUGAAAGAACUUGAAGUUCGGGAGAAGCUAUUGGAAGUAAAAAGGAAAGAACUAGAGGAGGUUGCUCGGGCGAAUUUGGAGGAAUGUCAGUUAAAAGAGAAGCAAUGGCAGUCUGAAAAGGAGUCAUGGGAGAAACGAAAUAAGGAAAUCGAACUGAAGAUGAAGGAUUUUGGGGAUAGGAUCAAGUUGUUUGAAGCUAGAGAGAAGAAAUUUGAAGAGGAGAGGAAGAACUUGAAUGAUGAACUUUGUGCUCUAGAGCCAGUUAAGAAAGUAGUUGAUGAUGGUAUGAAUAGUGGUUCAUCUUCUCCUAAUUUUACACUUUCUGUAGAGCUAGAUGGUCUGGAUGUGCAUAUGUCCUUGAAUGGCUUCAAAAUUGACCUCAGCUCAAAGGAUGAAGUUUUAAAGGCUCUUCGAAAAUCGGGAGCCCCAGCAGAUAUGGUACUAAGUGCAAUAGAAUUACUUUAUCCUCCGUAUCUAAAGAAGGUAGAUAUGAAAUUUGAAGGGACUGUUGCCAGCAGCUGCAUUGUAUUGUUGGAGCAAUUAAUUAGAAUUUCCCCAAAAAUUGAAUCCAUUGAGAAGGAGCAUGCUCUCAGGCUUGCACGGGAUUGGAAGGCAAUGAUGGUGACUGGGAAUUCUCUAGAGGUGUUGGGCUUCUUAUACCUUCUGGCUUCGUUUCACUUGGCUUCUGCAUUUGAUAAAGAGGAGCUCCUGAAACUUUUGGAAACUGCUGUCGAGCAUGAACAAAUACCCGCAUUGUGUGUUCGUCUUGGUUUGAGGGACAAAAUACCAGGUUUAAUUCGAAAUCUUCUGAAAGUUGCUAAACAUUCCCUCCGAGCAAUUGAAUUAAUAUAUUGCUUUGGCCUUGUUAAACAAUUCCCACCAGUGCCUAUCUUGAGGCAGUAUAUGAGACACUUUAAAGGAACCGGGAAGAGUGAUGAAAUUGACCAAAGAAUAGCUGCUGCCCAAGCUGUCCUCAGAUGUGUUGUUCAGCGUAAGCUCGAAUCUCAAUAUUCACCCAGAGAUAUUUUAAACACAAUUAAGCAGCUGUCGAUGCAGAAGUUACAAGGAAAAUGUUCUGAAUUUGUUGAUCAUUAUAAAGGCCAAGUCAGGAGAGAGGUUGACAGUAGAGAAACGCCAGUUGGCUCUGGAAACAAUACAAAUAUGGUUGCUGAAGAUCAACACAAUAGUGAAGUUGGAACUAUUUCAUCCUCUAAUUUUCCAGAUUGCUUGAAGAGCUGGAAGAAGGAUCCUGUGUUAAACACAGGCGUCAGCCCUCCACAUGCUAUGGCUUUUCUCCUAGCCAAUAUGGAUGGAAAAAGAUUGCUGUCUUUCCUUGAUAUGUAUUCGGUUGAUCAUCAGUUGUUACAGAGUGAAGUUUUUACUGCUCUGCAAAUUUUAGAUGACUCAUCCAAACUUGUGUUGAAUGUGGUUGAAGGAUUCUAUAGCUCUUACCCUCAAGAACAAGGGUUAAGGAGUUGCAUCUUUUUGCUAGAGCAACUAAUGAGAAUUUCAACAAUUAUUUCUGUUGAUGUGAGGGACGUGACACUUAAAAUGGCCUUGGAUUGGAAGGCAAAGAUAAUGGCUGAUUUUGGAAGUCCAUUGUUGGUUGGAGUUUUUCUGCUAUUUGUAAGUAGCUUUAGGUUGAUUUCUGCAUUUGAUGUUGGUGAACUUCUACCACUUUAUGAAAUUGUUUCAAAGGAUACAUCUCUCAUAGGGUUAUGUCAGUCACUUGGCAUUUCAAAAAUGAUUUCUGGUACGGUUCAUCCUCAGUUAGAAAUCCAAAAAACUAGGGAAGAUGAUUUGCAGUUGGAUAUCAAAUCAGCAACUUCUACUGUAUCUCUAGAAAAAGGUGUCCAGCCUUUGUGUAGCAAUGUCUAUAUGGAAUCAGGAAUGCACGGUUUUUGUUGCACCCAAAUUCCAAGGUUUAUUCAACAUUCAUCGGACCCAGCAGUACUUGUUUUGGAUGCCUUAGAUUUUAGCUAUUUCUCUGACUCCCCUAGGAAUAAGAUCUCUGAGUUGGUCGCCAGGAGUUUAUUUCACCUGUUAAGGCAACUGAUGAGUGUUUCCCCAACUAUCAAACCUUGUGUGAACAGAAGAGCUUUCAAGGUUGCCAAUGGUUGGAAACAGAACUUGUCAGGUUCAAAUUCUUGGGAAGUAUUAGCAUUUUUGCAGUUUGUAGGUGUCUAUGGAUUGUCAUCUGCUUUCACUGCCGAAUAUCUUCUUGCUCUUUUGGAGGUUCCACCUCAACUGCUUAAGGAGGCUUGUAAAUUAAUUAGAUUUCUCAACUUGGAAGCUAAUAUUCCUGAUUUCAUUACAAAGCUCGUUGAAAACAAGCAGUGCCUUCUUGCUUUUGAGUACGUUUAUGAGUUCAAUUUAGUUGACAAGAUUCCACCUGUGGUUCUUUUGAGGAGCCAUGUUUUACACACAAAGCUGGCAGCCAUGAAAAUAUAUAAGGAUGAGAAAGCUACUUCUCAGGAACGAGUAUGUUAGUUAUCCUUUGUUUUGUUUCCUGUUAUCUAAUGUAUGUUUUUUCUUUUGGUCUGAUCUCAAUUAUCAAUUUAUCAAACUCUGCGGACAGGACAAUGCUAUUUCUGAUGAAAUAUCCGCCCUUAGAGAUGUUAUCAAAUGCAUUUUGGACCGUGGUCUUCAAGCUGAAUACUCACCAGACGAACUCAGACGAAAAGUUGCGCAGUUGGGAACUGAAAGGGCAAAUUGGAAAACAUCAGCAACCACCUUGGGGAACUCCCGAAAGUUGGGUAUUAAUCAUGGAGGACGGCCUGCACCACCCGGUAAUACCCGGUCAGUGCAAGAGAAUACAAGAAAACGUCCUGCCUCUAAUAGGAGCUUCCCUAAAAGGGCUCGAUUACCUCAAUCAAAGAAGUUUCGCCCAUUAAAUGCUGCUCCUGAAGCAGGUUUGUCAAACCCUAUCACGGCGAGCAACAAGCAGAUCGCUUAGCACUAGCAGUAUCGUUCAUAUAUGAUAGGAAAGAGGAGUAAAUAUGACAAGUUUCUAGCUUUUCUUUUCCCCAAUUUUGGUUGCAUCUCGGAUCGCUUACCCACCAUAUUCGUUGGUUGGAGAGCUAUUCCAAGAGCUGUUGCUUCCAGCCGGGAGGAGACCCUUUUUGCGUAUGGCUCCCUUUUUGAACUCCGGUGCUGCAGUGACUGAAAUGAGCUAACUUACGUAGUUAGUGAUAGCUGUGCAAUUGUAUCAUAUAUUUCAGUUUUUGUACAGUUUAUCUUCAGAUUUAUUGGGAUCCAAUAAAAAUAAUCUAUAAUAUAUGAGUAAAAUUCUAG
Messenger RNA from Oldenlandia corymbosa var. corymbosa, 4665 nucleotides. The record is from the annotation of a GenBank genome assembly. NCBI's taxonomy places the organism in Eukaryota, Viridiplantae, Streptophyta, Magnoliopsida, Gentianales, Rubiaceae.